UUUAAAAUCAAACAGUAAGUAAUAUUACAUUUUGGUGAACACAUAAGUUUGAUGAUGGGCGAAGAACACAUUAUUCACGGCGCUGAGCUAAAAGUGCCAAUUUCCAAUAAAUCUUUGGGAGAAGAAUUAUACAAUGCUUUAAUGCGUGGACCAGAGGCUCCAAUAUUUAUAGAUGCCGUAUCCGGGGAAACUGUGUCCAAUAAGUGCCUACUGAAGAACUCCGUCCGCUUAGCAGAAAGUAUUCGCAAUUUUGGAUUAACACAGGACGACGUAGUGGCAAUUUGCAGUGAAAACAAUUUGUACUUUGCUGACCCCGUUUUAGCAGCCUUGUAUUGUGGUAUUCCUGUAACCACUUUCAGCCCUCACUACACUGAAGGAGAACUGUUGUACGUCGCCAAUUUAUCGCAGCCAUCGAUUAUAUUCUGUUCAACCGGAUCAAGCGCGGCGGUUCUAAAGGUGAAAGAUCAGCUAAAAGUAACACCUAAACUGAUCAUAAUUGACCAAAAAGAUGACUACGAAGGUUGCCAAUCGGUGGAAAACUUUGUAAAGGACAACAUUUCGAAAAAUUUCGAAAUAAAUACAUUUGUUCCCAGUCCAGUGAAUGUCAGAGACCAUGUUGCGUUUAUUUUGUAUUCAUCGGGUACGAGUGGAUUACCGAAGGGUGUUAUGUUAACACAUUAUAACUAUAAUGCGUCUAUUUCCAUUUUCGAUGAUGUCCUUCAAUCAAGGCCACGUAAUUCACCUGCCGUAGCCUUCGUACCCCUAUGUCACGCUUUCGGUUUAUUUACGAUCUCAAUAAAAAUUGCUUGGGGAGGAGUUGUAGUAAUAAUGAACAAAUUUAACCCGGAAGUUUACAUGAAAUGUAUACAAGAUUAUAAGGUCGACGAUCUUAUCGUAGUGCCAUCAAUUGCGAAUUUUUUGGCAAAAAGCGAUUUGGUUAAUAAGUAUGACUUAUCCUGUGUCAAGGGAAUAUUCUGUGGAGCGGCAGGGUUAAGCAAGGAUAUUCAACAGGUGUUAAUUGAACGAUUUAAGGUGAAAGAUAUCCAACAAUCAUAUGGAAUGACAGAAACGACCACUGGAGUGAUAAGUCCAUUAUUGAAUACAAAGGAUAACACCCUCGGUUCAUGUGGUUGCGUUUUGCCAAGCGUCUCGGCAAAGAUUGUCGAUGUCGAUACAGAAAAGUCGGUGGGGCCCAUGCAACGUGGAGAAUUGUGGUGUCGUGGUCCUGUUAUAAUGAAGGGAUAUAUAAAUAAUCCAGAGGCAACUGAUGAUGCUAUAGAUAAAGAUGGAUGGCUACAUACCGGCGACAUUGCGUACUACGAUGAGCACGGUGCAUUUUAUGUCGUAGAUCGGCUAAAAGAAAUAAUGAAGUGUAAAGGGUUUCAAGUUGCUCCCGCAGAACUAGAAUCGAUUUUAAUUAACCACCCCAAGGUAGCAGACGCUGCUGUGAUUGGUGUCCCACACGAAAGAGAUGGCGAAGUACCACUUGCGUUUGUUGUAUCGGCACCAAAUCAAGUGCCAACUGAAAAAGAAAUGCAGGAUUUCGUAGCAGGUCAGGUGGCAACUUACAAACAUCUUAAAGGUGGUGUCAAGUUUCUAACAAUGAUUCCUCGAAAUGCGAACGGAAAAAUUCUUCAUCGCGUGUUAAGAGAACAGUACUUAAAGUAAUCCAAUUGAUCAAUAAUUAACGCGCAUAUCACGUGAUUAGAGGAGUAGAUCAGUAAAUACUGACUGCAACAUUUUGGUUGAAGUUUUUUUAUCACCCUCUUAAAUACAUACCAACCCUACGCUGCCUCCAUAACAAAAUCACCAUCUUCAAAUUUUUGGUACAAAUUUACUCAGUGAGAAGUUUGAUAAUAGAGGACCACUAAAUGCAAUGCGUAUAAAAAAACGUCGGUUAUUGAGUU
Molecule: messenger RNA, 1907 nt
Organism: Photinus pyralis (common eastern firefly)
Lineage: Eukaryota; Metazoa; Arthropoda; Insecta; Coleoptera; Lampyridae
Product: luciferin 4-monooxygenase-like
Exons: 7
Coding region: 52-1668 (538 amino acids)
Biological process (GO): fatty-acyl-CoA biosynthetic process; long-chain fatty acid metabolic process
Molecular function (GO): long-chain fatty acid-CoA ligase activity
Source: RefSeq, a predicted model, not a curated record